UGAGCAAGAAGAGACAAUGGAUCUGAUUGUGGUGCUGGUGCUCUCUCUGUCCUGUUUGCUCCUCCUUUCACUCUGGAAACAGAGCUCCAGGAAAGGGAAGCUCCCGCCUGGUCCCACUCCUCUCCCUGUUAUUGGAAAUAUCCUGCAGAUAGACGUUAAGGACAUCAGCAAAACCUUAAUCAAUCUCUCAAAAGUUUAUGGCCCUGUGUUCACCCUAUAUUUUGGCAUGAAGCCCACUGUGGUGCUGCAUGGAUAUGAAGCAGUGAAGGAAGCCCUGAUUGAUCUGGGAGAGGAGUUUUCUGGAAGAGGCACUUUCCCAGUGGCUGAAAGAGCUAAUAGAAAAUAUGGAAUAGUACUCAGCAACGGGAAGAGAUGGAAGGAGAUGCGGCGCUUUUCCCUCAUGACCCUGAGGAAUUUUGGGUUGGGAAAGAGGAGCAUUGAAGACUGUGUUCAAGAGGAAGCCCGCUGCCUUGUGGAGGAAUUGAGAAAAACCAAUGCCUCACCUUGCAAUCCCACUUUUAUCUUGGGCUGCGCUCCCUGCAAUGUGAUCUGCUCCAUUAUUUUCCAGAAUCGUUUUGAUUAUACAGAUCAGAAUUUCCUUAACUUGUUGGAACUAUUGAAUGAAAAUGUCAAGAUUCUGAGCUCUCCAUGGGUGCAGGUCUGCAAUACUUUCCCUAUUUUUAUGGAUUAUUUCCCAGGAAGUCAUAAUGAUUUACUUAAAAAUUUUGCUUAUAUAAAAAAUUAUCUUUUGGAGAAAGUAAAAGAACACCAAGAAUCUCUAGACAUUAACAAUCCUCGGGACUUCAUUGAUCAUUUCCUGAUCAAAAUGGAACAGGAAAAGGACAAUCAACAGUCUGAAUUUACUAUUGAAAAUUUGAUAAUUUCUGCAUUUGAUUUAUUUUCUGCUGGAUCAGAGACAACGAGCACCACCUUGAGAUAUGCAAUCCUGCUUCUGAUAAAGUACCCAGAGGUCACAGUGAAAGUCCAGGAAGAGAUUGACCGUGUGAUUGGCAGACACCGAAGCCCCUGCAUGCAGGACAGGAGCCACAUGCCCUACACGGAUGCUGUGGUGCACGAGAUCCAGAGAUACAUUGACAUCAUCCCCACCAACGUGCCUCAUGCAGUGACACAAGAUAUUAAGUUCAGAAAUUACCUCAUCCCUAAGGUGGAUUCCCUGGAUCUAUUGGUAGUCAUAUAUUUUGGCCUCUCUUUCUCCACUCGAUAUACAUACUGUAAGUAUAAGCACACAGCUGAAUUGGUUUUGCUAUAUUUUGUUCUGGGCUUCUAUUCUUAUAUUCGUAAGAUAGAUUGGUCUGCAAUUUUUCUUUUUCAAAAUUUUCUUGUCAUAUUUCUGAUAUCAAGGUAAUGCUGGCCUCACAAAAUGAGGUGGGAAAUGUUCCCUAGUUUGAGUCUAUUCUAUUGCCUUCUCCUCCCACUCUUCUUGCUCAGUCCACUCAGUAGUUUCUUUGGAAUUCCAAAUAAAUUUUAGUUAAAUAAAAGAUAUUAUAUAUGAAAAAAUGGAGCAUUUCAGAGAUGUUUAUCUUCCACUAGAAAGAGUUCUUCUGUCCUCGACUAGGCAGUCAGAAUAAUGUAAUGCUUCCUGCUCUCAUUCAGAGUUGGAAAUGAAGACAGUCUAAAAUUGACUGUAAGUGUCAGCUGACCUCUCUGAGAUUCUCUCAUCUCUGGAAUCUUGAGAAAAGUUUUUGUUUUAAGAGAUUUCCAACGCUUUCUAACAUAUGGUUUUUAUAUUUAUCCAGAUUUUAUAGUUGCUAUGCUGCAAGCUACUUCAUUCCACUUGAAGCCAACACAUAUGACUAAUUAAAUAAGAAAUAAU
Messenger RNA from Equus quagga, 1834 nucleotides. RefSeq names its product cytochrome P450 2C19-like. Gene Ontology annotation, molecular function: iron ion binding; heme binding; oxidoreductase activity, acting on paired donors, with incorporation or reduction of molecular oxygen, reduced flavin or flavoprotein as one donor, and incorporation of one atom of oxygen. Gene Ontology annotation, biological process: xenobiotic metabolic process. The record is from RefSeq and is a predicted model, not a curated record. Gene Ontology annotation, cellular component: intracellular membrane-bounded organelle; cytoplasm. The coding region runs from base 17 to 1366 and encodes 449 amino acids. NCBI's taxonomy places the organism in Eukaryota, Metazoa, Chordata, Mammalia, Perissodactyla, Equidae. The transcript has 8 exons.